UUAUCCCUCCUGGAGCAUCGCCCUAUCUCUCGCCCUACGUACUGAGCUUAUACUGUGCUCUCCUACUGUUAUCCUCGCUGUGAGCUGUUGCCUUCGCCUUUUCUGUCUGAAAUACUGUUAUCCUCCUCAUCUGAUAUGACGGACAGUUUCUUGGAUCUGCUCAAAUUUAUGGUGACACUUGUUGCUGCCAAGUAUGAUUGGAAGAAUGAUUCUCCAUUCACGCGAGAGCAUAUAGCGAUGCGAAUCAUGAUCUUCGCGGUAUUCGUAUAUUAUAUGACAGUUACCAUUCAGGAAAGGUUCAACAUUGAAAUCAAUGCUCAUCUCGCUAGUUUGGACAACAUUAAGUUCUUGAGUGGAGCCCUUGCUGUAACUUCAAUGUUUUUGAUCCUGACUCCACGAGUAGGCUGGCUGUUCCUUUUUGUCUGGGUGAUCUUCUUAGUAAAGGUGGCGUUGGACCUGCAUAGACCAUUUUAUGACUUUGGCAUGCUCAUGGAUCGGGAAGAAACCUAUUUAAACCAUUAAGAGACCCAUCUACAGAAUAUGUAGAAUAAAUUUGAUGGGUUAUUUUGGUUUUUUUUUCCUUUUUUCU
Vitis vinifera (wine grape) is the source of this 589-nucleotide messenger RNA. RefSeq lists its product as uncharacterized. The coding region runs from base 136 to 522 and encodes 128 amino acids. The record is from RefSeq and is a predicted model, not a curated record. The transcript has 2 exons. Lineage: Eukaryota; Viridiplantae; Streptophyta; Magnoliopsida; Vitales; Vitaceae.